CAAAUGAAAACCCUUCUCCUUGCAGUGCCCGGGUUGUGAAGCAUAUGGAGGGUGGAUCUGUCUCUUUCAGUUCUUCCUUGCUUCCCAUUAUUCUCAAGUGUGGCUUCCUUGGCUACCUUCUGUCUUGCAGGUUAUUCUCCCACGUCGGCGACCCCUUCCUGGAUGACCCCCUGCCCCGGGAAUACGUCCUCUACCUCCGCCCCACUGGCCCCUUAGCACAAAAGCUUUCUGACUUUUGGCAGCAGUCGAAGCAGAUCUGCGGGAAGAACAAGGCACACAACAUCUUCCCCCACAUCACCCUCUGCCAGUUCUUUAUGUGUGAGGACAGCAAGGUGGAAGCCCUGGGAGAAGCCCUGCAGACCACUGUCAGUCGGUGGAAAUGUAAAUUCUCAGCCCCACUGCCCCUGGAGCUCUAUACCUCCUCCAACUUCAUCGGCCUCUUCGUGAAGGAAGACAGCGCUGAGGUCCUCAAGAAGUUUGCUGCAGACUUUGCUGCGGAGGCUGCAUCCAAAACCGAAGUACAUGUGGAACCUCAUAAGAAGCAGCUGCAUGUGACCCUGGCUUACCACUUUCAAGCUAGCCACCUACCCACCCUAGAGAAACUAGCCCAGAACAUUGAUGUCAAACUCGGGUGCGAUUGGGUGGCCACCAUAUUCUCUCGGGAUAUCCGAUUUGCUAACCAUGAGACAUUACAGGUGAUCUACCCCUACACCCCCCAGAAUGACGACGAGCUGGAGCUGGUCCCUGGGGACUUCAUCUUCAUGUCUCCGAUGGAGCAGACCAGCACCAGUGAAGGCUGGAUCUAUGGCACAUCCCUGACCACCGGCUAUUCUGGGCUCCUGCCUGAGAAUUACAUCACCAAGGCUGACGAAUGCAGCACCUGGAUAUUUCAUGGUUCUUACUCAAUCUUAAAUACAUCAUCUUCUAACUCUCUCUCAUUUGGUGAUGGAAUACUGGAGAGGCAGCAGUAUGAAGAUCAGGGACUGGGGGAGACGACUCCCCUCACUAUCAUCUGCCAGCCCAUGCAGCCUCUGAGAGUCAACAGCCAGCCUGGCCCUCAAAAGCGGUGCCUCUUUGUGUGUCGUCAUGGUGAGAGAAUGGAUGUUGUAUUUGGGAAGUACUGGCUAUCACAGUGCUUUGAUGCCAAAGGCCGCUACAUACGCACCAACCUGAACAUGCCUCAUAGCUUACCUCAGCGGAGUGGUGGUUUCCGGGAGUAUGAGAAAGAUGCCCCAAUCACUGUGUUUGGAUGUAUGCAAGCAAGACUAGUGGGUGAGGCCUUAUUAGAGAGUAACACCGUUAUUGAUCACGUCUAUUGCUCCCCAUCCCUGCGCUGUGUUCAGACAGCACACAACAUCCUGAAAGGUUUACAACAAGAAAAUCACUUGAAGAUUCGUGUAGAGCCUGGCUUAUUUGAGUGGACAAAAUGGGUUGCUGGGACUAUGUUACCCGCGUGGAUACCUCCAUCAGAGUUAGCUGCAGCCAACCUGAGUGUUGAUACAACCUACAGACCUCACAUUCCAGUCAGCAAAUUGGUGGUUUCAGAAUCCUACGACACUUACAUCAGUAGAAGUUUCCAAGUAACAAAAGAAAUAAUCAGUGAAUGUAAAAGUAAAGGAAAUAACAUCCUGAUUGUGGCCCACGCAUCUUCCCUCGAAGCAUGUACCUGCCAACUUCAGGGUCUGUCGCCUCAGAACUCCAAGGACUUUGUACAAAUGGUCCGAAAGAUUCCAUACUUGGGGUUUUGUUCCUGUGAAGAAUUCGGAGAAACUGGGAUAUGGCAGCUAACAGAUCCACCCAUCCUUCCUCUUACCCAUGGACCAACUGGAGGCUUCAACUGGAGAGAGACUUUACUACAAGAAUAAGCCACAUGAGUGAACGAGAAGAAAAGACCUUUAAAAGCCUUUGGAGAAGUGUCUUUUUUUUGAGUUUAGUAACAGUGGGAAAAUCCACAGCACAUUCUAAGCACACAGCUCAGAAUAAUUUAGCGUAUCUCCUUUCAUGCUUAAAGUUAGUAUGAUGAGACCGUGUGAAUGAAAGAAAGACUUGCUUCAGGGAUGAAAUUCUCUCUGGACUCUCGCCUAGCUAACAAGGCUUUGGAGAAUGAUCUUCCUAAAUCAGGCACCUACAACAGCAGAGGAAGUUUUGCCUCCUUCCUUCUAGGUAUGGCUAAGGAGCCUCACCCCUCCAAAGCAAACUGCCAGCCCACCCUGAGGAAGGCUGCAAGCGUAAAGAGUCUGCCCAGAAUCCAGCUGGGGGACUUUGAGCUGCCAGUUUGGGGUUGGGAUUUUCUGUUUUAACUUCAUUUUUCAAUUAGGCAAAGCAAAGCUGAGGAAUCCUUUUAAGGUUAUUAGAAAAUAUGCCCCCACAGAGAGUAGUUGUUAGGUUACUCAUUACAUUCUACCCUCAAUAUGACCCCUACACCAGUGUUGCUGGCUCAAGACCCCUGUUUGAGGGCUCUAACAUUUACCUGGUACCACCAUGUUUUCUCUAGAGCAGCUGGCCCUCCCUGCUAUAGCCCUUCCUGCUUUAUUUCUAUCUGUGAAAUGGGAAGACCAAGAAUUGCUCUCCAGAGCACUUUUGGAUACUCAGGAGGACCAUAAGAAGUAUUCACUUGUAAAAGUGUUACACUUGUAAUUGUGAAGUAUCCAAUUGCAGACACAAAGAACUUGCACAGUAUAAUGCCGCUUGGAAUUAUCUGUGUUGUAGUCUAAUGAGCCAGAGCACUUCUAAAUCACCGUGAUUUGCUUGUCUUUGUCCCUAGAGUCUAGACUGUGUUUAACUAGUUUAUGAUGUUGACAUUUGGAAGGGAUGUAUGUUAGAUAUUAUAUUUGCAUCAGCAAGAAGUACAUUCUGUGCAAUAUGUACAUCUUUACAAACCAUACCAGGUGUCAGGUGGUUGUACACUUCUAGUACAUGUCUAACAUAACCAAACAUCAACAAAUACAUCAGUUAUACCAGGGGUGUAUCAUGAAGUCAGGGAACUAAUUUAAAUGAUGACACUCACGACUGCACUGCGACCUGUGCUGUCGUGUUCUUUGUUUGUUUUUCUACGAUAAUUUAAAAUAUGUAGGUAGGGCUUCUUAAGGAAAAGUAGGAGAACCACAUCCUGUGGUUUCUCAACCCACAUGCUUCCUACAUUUAGAGGGAGUUUAUUUAAAAGAAAAUAAAUGACAAUCAAACCAAAAACAUCAGUUAUCAAUGUCUUUUUAAUUGUGUGACUAGCUUACUGUUGAGUGCUGCCAAUUCACAAACAAUGCGUCUGGAAUGGUAUAGUUCACUAUGUAGAAUAUGUAUGCAGAGUGAAAUCCCAGCCAUGUAAAGAGGACAUGAGUUAGUGUACAACAAAUCUAUAAGCAUUGUGGCAUUGAAUAGGCUUCAAGCCCCAGAUGCAUAAAACAUAUGGUUCCUAAAAAUAGGUCUAUGCUCCUAUUUGAAACUGGAAUUUGAUAGCCCCUGGAAACAAGGGGGAAGUGAUAGGAUGCUGGCUAUGCAUGUUAAUCAGCAAGAGGACUACAGUCUUGCUUCUUAUUAAGUAACUUAGAAAAAUGUCAUGAAUUUUAUGUUUUAAGAAAAACAUCUUGAGUUCUUUUAGCAUUGCAGAAAUACUCAUCCAACUUCUGGGUAUAGAAAUAAUCUUGCAAAGACAUCAUUCAUUGACAUAAAUGUUUUACCUUUAACCUUAUGGGGAGGGGAUCUACUUACUUCAUAAAGGUUUUCAGAGAAAAGUCAUACGGCAGCUAAUAUAAUGUCACUGCCGUUCAUUCUUAUGGUUGCUAUUGCUGUUAGGUGCCGUCAAGUCAGUUCCAACUCAUAGCAACCCUAUGUACAACAAAACAAAGUGCUGUGUGGCCCUGAAACGAAGUAAAUUCACUGUUUAAUCAGAUCUAUCAUGUUUAUUAGAAAUUCUCCCUAAAAUUUUAUGGGCUUAGAAUGGUUGAAAUAAUGCUUGAAUACCUCUCAUCAGAUUUCCUUGAAAACUAUAGCAGUGGGUUUUGGGCUGUGCCUCUAUUUGUAUAAAACAGAGUUCAGAAAAGGCUACCCUGUCCGUCUCGCUCGGUUGUCUCAGUCCUGUGAUGACCUUCUAAAUUAGUUUGGCUGGGCUACGAUCCUUUGUCCUUAGUCCAAUAUAGACACAGUCUUUAGGUUGUAAUCUGUACAAGCAAAAAGAAGCAGAGAUCUGAAAUAAUAUUUGAAGAAGUUAGGUGGAAAACCCUGAUGUACGAGAGUUCAUUCCUCUGCUUUAACUGUCUGAAUUACUUAUCAAAAUGGCCUGGAUGAUCUGAAUUCACAGUAUAUUCUUAUUUCAUACUUAUCUGUUUAGGAAACUAAACUUGGACUCCAGCUGAGAAAAUCUUUGGAAAUUGUGUUGAAUUUAUGUGUAGUAAAAGAAACAACAGCAUUACCUGAUUUCCUAUUCAUCCCAAAAUUUAAGGUUGAUACAACAGUCUGAAGUAGAGGCUAGUUGUUUUUCAUCUGUGGCUGGAUGCUUAUUAAAAACAAAUAGGGUUGAAAAAAAAAAAAAGAACAAAUAGGGGUUAGAAGGAGGAAGGAAAGAAGAGAGGGAAGGAGGGAGGGAAAAAGUAGCAUCUAUCUAGCCAGAUAAGAACCAAGUGAUU
This is a messenger RNA of Trichechus manatus latirostris (Florida manatee), 4619 nucleotides long. RefSeq names its product ubiquitin associated and SH3 domain containing B (gene UBASH3B). The record is from RefSeq and is a predicted model, not a curated record. Gene Ontology annotation, cellular component: cytoplasm. Gene Ontology annotation, molecular function: protein binding; protein tyrosine phosphatase activity. The coding region runs from base 45 to 1865 and encodes 606 amino acids. Gene Ontology annotation, biological process: negative regulation of protein kinase activity; peptidyl-tyrosine dephosphorylation; platelet aggregation. Lineage: Eukaryota; Metazoa; Chordata; Mammalia; Sirenia; Trichechidae. The transcript is spliced from 12 exons.